This is a messenger RNA of Saccostrea cuccullata (small rock oyster), 1574 nucleotides long. RefSeq lists its product as uncharacterized. Gene Ontology annotation, biological process: cell-matrix adhesion. Gene Ontology annotation, molecular function: calcium ion binding. NCBI's taxonomy places the organism in Eukaryota, Metazoa, Mollusca, Bivalvia, Ostreida, Ostreidae. The transcript has 2 exons. Bases 375 to 983 code for a protein of 202 amino acids. The record is from RefSeq and is a predicted model, not a curated record. Gene Ontology annotation, cellular component: extracellular region; lysosome.
GACAUAACUUUCUUCCAACUUUUUUCAAAAAUAGAGACAUGUAACCGAAGAUAAGAAGUCGAAAUUUGUUUCUUUUUAUAGAGUGGGGGAAAAUCUAGUCAUUGAAAUCAUUAUUUAAGCGUUUAACCUGACUUGUGACAGUCGAUUCCCAUAAGUUCCCAUUACUGAUACUCGGAAUUAUUGGAGUAUAUAAACCGCAAAUUCUUCAUUAUUGUAAUAGCCUGCUCAGUGUAAUAAGCAGAAAAAGGAAACGGCCUAUUAUAGUGUCUGACAGUAUCGACUCUGGUCGAUUUUCGAGGCCGGCUUCUUUCAGGGAGGAUGUAGUUGAAAAAUGUAGCAGAAAUGUAGAAAGGUAAAUCGGCUUAUUGUGAAGAAUGUCGAAAUUCUGGUGCCUCGUGGCCCUGGUUUCGGCUUUACAAUUUGUCAAGCCGUGUUGUCUUCCUAGGCAGAUCCAGUUUGAUAUGACAGUUAAAGGAUACGAGGAAUUUGGAGGAGAAAAAUUUUACUACACGGAUCAUAGAACAUAUUAUUAUGAUGAAGAUAGGAAUUGUACCUUUAUGAGAUCUGAAUCAGGAGAUUUUCAGUUAAGAAUACUAACUAACUACUCCUCUGGAACUGAAUACACUGUUGGAGACAAUUGCUAUAUGAGAUCACUUUCUAUUACAUUUGAAAAAAUGUGUUUGUCAGAUAAUGCAGUUUUCCAAAGGGAAAUAAUUACGAGAAAUGGCACGAUUUUUACCCGUGUGCACGUGUACAAGGCAGACAUUUCGGACUAUGAUCGAGUGUUUGAGCGAGAAUAUGGAGUGGUUUCCGAAGGAGAAACAUGCUAUUUUCUCUGGUGGAAAGACACUGAUCGAGCACGGAGUAUGGGAGAUAGGGAAUAUUCUCCUGAGACAGUUACGUUUACAAAUAUUCAGAGACAAAUUUUGGAUAACUCUGUGUUCGAGGUUCCAGAGAUAUGUGCAGAGGCAGAGAUUUUUUAAAAUGGCUGUGAUGUCUCAUAUUGUCGCUGAACACUGGAUAAUGUCAUGCUUUUAUUGUGUUUAAGUGUCCUUGGAGCAAAUCAAUAUUAUCUAUUGACCAUCACUUAGGUUAAUUUCUCUGUACAAUGGUGUCAUAGAUUCGUCAGUAGAAAUCAAAAGCAAUUCCCGGAUGCAUUAAUUUAAUUUUUGAUAUUGUGCAUUGAAAUUCUCAUGAGCUUCUAGCACGAAUCUGCUUAAUGCAAGUUUCCCUCUCAGCAGUGAUCGUCUGUUGUACGUCGUCUGCAGACAUUUGCUCUUGUGCAUUGAGCGAUAAAUAUGGCGACUGCCAAGUGACCAUUACAUUCAAUCGAUUAAUGGCAAUUGUUCUCUUUAUUCCCCCUGAGGGAAUAUUGUUGACGAUAAGUGAACGAUACAAAUGUGUUGAUCUUGCCUGGCAAACUGAAAUUGAUGAGAAUUUUCCAUAGAUUAACAUCGUUACAUAUGUUACCGAAAUUAAAACAAAAAUUGUCGAGUUAAAAAGUUAUUUGUGCUCACAUAUUGUAAUUUUGUAUCAUUAUUUAUUGUUUUGUAAAAUAAAAAUGAGUAAAUCUA